UGGUGCUUGCUCCAGAUGCAGUUGUCAUGGAGAUGGAAAAGCUCUCCGCCAGUGGAACCGUUACCAUGGAAAUCUCAGUCGCAGCAGCAGCAGCAGCAGCAGCAGCAGCCUCGGUGGAGGAGAGCGUUCAGCACCGCGGACAGCUCCCCUCGGCCAGCCAUCGCCUGCUCGUCGUGGUCGGAGAGAUUCCCACCAGCCGGCACCUGGACGCCGUCAGGGAGCAGAUCGCACGAGGUUUGCGUUCGUGGAGCGUCGACCUGACGCGUUGUGACCUGAACAAGGAGCUGCAGCUCUUCGGCGCCAGACACACCGCGCAGUUUUCUUCGCAGGUCAAAGGCCAGCGGACCCUCCAGUAUCACAGUGAUGUCCUGCAGGCAGUGGUGCUGGUGAACCCGUCAGAGGAGACCGCCGCCUCCGAGGUUCGCUCUCUAAUCACCGACUUUGCCGGGAAUAAGUUGCUCAUACUGAGCGGCCAGAGCUCUGAGCAGGGAGGCGACGUCCUUCUGGAAGCUGGAACUUUCACCUGGCAGCACUUCUCAGACAUCAUCUCAAACCCUCAAGUGAUUGAACUCCUGUCGAAGGCCGCUUCUGAACAACCAUCCAGGCUCACUGUUUCCUGUCAGGGAGACGGAGGCUGGAGCUCCCUCGGCCAAAGCCAGGAGCAGCAGUCAUUUAAAAACCUUCUGGAAUACCGCCUGAACCCCGAACCGACCCUCCCCGACAUGGACGGAGUCACGGAGUUCACCGAGUAUGUCUCAGAGACAGUGGACGUGCCCUCGUCCUUCGACCUCCUGGAGCCGCCGACCUCUGGGGGCUUUCUGAAGCUUUCCAAACCCUGCUGCUACAUCUUCCCCGGAGGUCGGGGAGACUCCGCCCUGUUCGCCGUCAACGGAUUCAACAUCCUGGUGGAUGGGGGCUCCGAUCGGAAGUCUUGCUUCUGGAAGCUGGUCCGCCACCUGGACCGGAUCGACUCCGUUCUGCUCACCCACAUCGGUGCAGACAACCUCCCGGGCAUCAACGGGUUGUUCCAGAGAAAGAUCGCAGAGCAGGAGGAGGAGCGUAACCAGGGAAACGGUUCCGGCAGCAACGGCGAAGGGAUGAAGAACUUGAUCUCUCCGGAGCUCGGGAUCGUGUUUUUUAACGUGCCAGAGAAGCUUCGAAUGCCAGAGUCCACACUGAAAGUGAAGCGCAGCAUUGAGGAAGCAUCUCUUACGUUGCAGUACCUCAACAAGCUUGGGAUCACACCAGAGCCUCUUCACAGGGUGGUGAGCAACACGAUUGAACCCAUUACACUAUUCCACAAACUUGGUGUUGGAAAGUUAGACAUGUACGUCUUAAACCCCGUCAAAGAGAGCAAAGAGAUGCAGUUUUUGAUGCAGAAAUGGUCCGGGAACAGCAAAGCCAAGACGGGGAUUACUAUGGCCAAUGGAAAAGAAGGAGAAAUAUCGGUCCCCUAUUUGACAUCAGUUACCGCUCUUAUUGUUUGGAUUCCUCACCGUCCAACAGAAAAAAUAGUCAGGGUGCUCUUCCCUGGAAAUGCACCGCAGAAUAAAAUCUUUGAAGGCCUUGAGAAACUGAAACACCUCGACUUCUUGCGAUACCCUGUGGCUACUCAAAAAGACAUAUCAUCUGGUGCAGCUCCCCCCAUUAUCAAACAGACAAAAAUGAGAUCGAGAACCGACAGCAGAGAGAGUCUCAAGUCUUCCCCAAAGCCCCACUCUAAAACAACGAAGAAAGAAAGCAGUGGACAGGAGGACGAGUCCAAGAGUGAUAUCACUAAAGAGAAUAAAGUGGAAAAGAAGGAAGAGAAGAAACUCAAAAGUCUAAAAGCCACCAAGCAACAGAAGAACAGUGAGGUGGCCCCUGUGGGGGGGCAGACCGAGAAAAAGAAAAUAUCCAAGGAGAAAACUGCCAAGAAUGAGAAAGUGUCCAAGAUGGAAGAAAAGAAAGACAAAGAGAAAAAAGAAAUCAAGAAGGAGAAACGUAACGUAAAGAAAGAUGAAAAUAUAAGAAAAGAGGAGAAAAAGGAAAGUAAAGCCAAGGAGGAUAAAAAGAGGGACCCAAGUAAACCGGAGCUGAGGAAAAUCACCAAACCUGACCUGAAGCCGCUCACCCCCGAAGUGAGAAAGACUCUGCACAAGGCCAAGACUCAGGCUAAGCCCAAGGCGGACAAAAACAAAGCAGUGAAAGAGGAAGCUCAUGAGAAAAAGCCAGUCCCAAAGAACAUCCCUGUGGAGAUCGCAGCAGCAGCUUUGGCCGACAGGUCCAUCAUGUCCUCUCCAGAGGACCUCACUGAAGACUUUGAGGCUCUGAAACAAGAAGAACUGUCAAAAGUAAAGAGUGAGCCAAUCCAGAACGACGUGAUGUUUGGUCAUUCCCUGCACACAGAUACCAAAGUCCCGUCUUUAGUUUUCCAAGAGGAGCAAGUCACAUCACCAGAGACUGAUGCAAAAUCUGCUUCGCCCAAAUCCCCUGUCAGCGAGAUAGAAGACAAAGAAGACAAAGGCUUUUCGACACAUGUUGGAGCCGCCGAAAAGAGGGAAGCAAGCGAUGGCUUUGACAAGAAGUACGAAGAGGAGAAAAUGGAGAAAUAUGACAAAUACCCAUCAAAGGACGACAUAAGAGACAGAUCGAAGAAGAGCGACAGCUCAGAGGAGGAGGGGGACGUCAUUGAAAAAGCUGACCUUGAAGGAACGGAAGACGACGAGGUACUGAAAUAUAAAACAGAGGAGGCCAAAAGGGAAAAAACUGGAAAAGAGCUGGACACCAAGUCAGCUGACCCAAAACCUUCAUCAGACGCAGCCAUCUCUGGGCUGGUAGCAACUUCUGCCUCGGAGCAGUUCUCCUUCAUCCAAGAUGAAACCAUCCCCGGCUACUCCGAGACUGAGCAGACCUUCUCUGAUGAGGAGAUCCACGAGGAACCAGAGGAUCGAAUCCCACAGCUGCGCUACGAUGUGGGCUCUUAUGACAUCUCAGUCCCCGACGUGCCUGGUACUUUUGACUCCAUGCACGGGAUAAAAGAGAUGAAGACCUCCGGCCCUCCCGACGUCAAAGCCAAAGCCUUCAUGGGAGGACAUGAGCCUGAACUGGCACAUUACCCCGCCAUCAUCGCCGCUCCUCUCGCAGAGGAGGAGCACAUCUCCUCGGCGACUUCCAUCACAGAAUAUGACAAAUUGUCGUCCUUUGCCACGUCCGUAGCUGAGGACCAGUCAAUAGCUUCUGUGACGGCGCCUCAGACCGAGGAAGCGGGGAAGCACCUUCUGGUGCUGGACACCAUCCACAGUGUCCCCUCGCGUCCGGAGGCCGCCCAGGGGAAGGACUUUCUCCACUCGGCCGGAACCAUUUCCCCCACCUCCUCUCUGGAGGACGAUAAGUGCUUCAAGUCUCCCUCCUCCGACGAGUACCAGCCCAACAUUCCUGAGAUGGAGGCCGAUGCAAAGAUCCAAUCGGUCCACGAAGAAGAAGACGAGGAGGAAGACGAGGACGAGGAUCAGACUCCUAACGUUGACAUCCCUCUUGGUAAACUCCAAGAGGGCUACGAACAGGCAGCCUUCAUGAUGCUCCAAGAGAAGGAGAAAUCUCUUUCUACCACAUUUUCUCCCCCUCCUCCUCUCUUUUCUACCAUCCAGUACUCUCCCACACAGGCUGUCAAAGAAAAGCAGUCUCUCUUUAGCUCCGAGGGAUUUAAGACUGAUAUGAAGCCCAUUUCCCCCCAUGCGUCUUUCUCCUCUGGGUUAGAUUUAGAGUCCCACAGGCAGGAGAGUGAGGAGAGAUGUCUGAGCCCAGAUGACAGCACCAUGAAACUGGCCUCACCCACACAGUCUGUGCCUACGAGCAGCGGCUACUCUCCGACAGAAGAGAGACCGUUUAAGACAGAAGACAAAGACGAAGCAGCAAUAGGUGUUAAAUCGGCCAAUGUCUCAGACAGUGCUGCUUUUAUUGGAGAUAAGACAGCGUCUGAAGAGUCUGAAGAAUCCAGUGAAGACAAUGAGGAGGAGGAGGAAGACGACUCUUACACCGAGAAGGAUCUACAGCCCACUGUCAAGGCCAAGCUAAUGGAGGCUAAAGAGGGGUGCUUCUUGGACGACGACUUCGCCACUGAGGCCAAAUCUGCAAAGACGGAAACACAAGUCGAGGGCACUGAGAAGACAAAUGUGUCCUUCAGCACAGAUAAACCAAAACCUCCAAUGAUGUACUCAGAUGAAGAUGAAAAAGAUGAUGAAAUCCAAAGUGGCGAAGGGUCUCAGAAGCCCUUAUCAACAGAUCAAAAUAAAGUAGACGUAGAAGAAGAAAGCGAGGAGGAAACAGAUGACGCUUCUCAUGAGCAGGAGAAAAGUGUUCAUUUCAACCUCUACAAUUUUCCAGAGAAGGAGAGCAAAGAAAAGGCAGUGUACAUAAGACAGGACACGCCUUAUGUGCAUGGCAAAACAUUCUCUUACAGCGACAUCUACGGCUCAGUGGACUCUGAUUCAUAUUGUCAGGAGUCUGUAGAUAAAGAGGAGAUAGACGGCGCAAAAGAUGAAGCGGAUAUGCAGAAACCAGAGCCCCAGACCCCGGUGACGGCCCCGCAACCAAUGCUAGAGAAGGAGGGAUUUAAGGUCUCUUUCGGAAAAGACGCCUACGCCUCCCCUUGGCUUGACUCAAAGAGCGAUUCCGCUAUACCUCCAUUUGAAGAGGUCAAAGACACAUUUGCAUACAACACAGUGAGCCGAUUCCCCUCAGCGGCCGAUGGACCCGAGGCUCUGUCCACUUCUUUGUCGCCGGGUAAAGACGAUUCUUUUAAAAGCCCGACUGACGGCACCGAGCCCCAGACCUACCCGUCGCCUCGCGACGCCGCCGCAGGCUUUGAGGAGAGAGGAGGGUGCUUGGAGGUGGACAUGCGAAAACUGACAGCGAGGGAUGAGGAAGACUACGAUGACGAUGUUGUGGAUGAAGACGACUCGGACGAGGCAGACGAAGACGAGGAGGACAGCGACGACGGGGGCGUGGUCGAUUCUGAUACGGAGAAAGGUGCCAAAGAGACGUCCGAGAAGGAUGUUAAGAGUCCGAUCAGUGAAAUGUUCGGAUUGCAGAGGCCUGAAUUCAUGGUUUCUAUGGCUGGAUACGGCUACAACAGCCAAGGGACGCCGAGUAGCUCCAGCUCACUCACAAAGACUGAACAACAAGUGAAGGUUGACUCUUCAUUCUUUAGCGCAAAGCAAACCGAUUUGAGAGAUAUGAGCUUCUCUGGCCAGCCCUUGGGGUUUGAGUGCUCAUAUGGGAGUAGUGAGAAAGACUCCUUUUUAUCAAGUAAGACCACAGGAAAAGAUAAAGAGGAUUUCCCUUUGAAAUCAACAGAGGACAGUUAUUACCAGAAUCAAAAAGAUGAAACACCGGACCCUCUGAGUAAGACAUCGCUGGACACAAGCUUUCAAUACACGACCACCGCCGCCCCUGGGUACUCCUCCUCAUCGGCCUAUAGCUACUCCUCGUCCACCUCGGGCUCCCUUUCCACCAGCCGUCAGUUCGGAGAAGAGCUGGAGACGCCUGCCGAGCCCCUCUUUGAGUACUCCUCCUUUAAAGAUGAACAGGGCAUGGACCCCUCCUUCUCCAGCUGCGCAGGAGCCAAAGACGACUAUCUGGAAGUGUCAGAGAAACAGGUCGAGUCCACCUCCAGUUUAACUCGUUUUUCACCCCGAAGCCCAUUUGAUGAGGGGAAAACAUUUCCCUCACUCUCGUCCACUGCCUUUGCUGAAGAUAAAAAUGAGCAUAAGACAAAGUCAGGUGGAGUAAUGGACAAAGGCCCUCAAAUGGAUUGCUUCUAUAAGCCUGAAUGGUCAAAGGGGCCCAAGCUGGACACGGCUGUUGGGUUUGGGGCCUCAUCAGGAGCGUUUGCUCAGCAUUCAGAGAUAGACAAAGACAAAGAGGCGGCCAGUGCCGCCCUGUUUGGUGUCACUUCCUCACCCCGACCCGAGAUCGAAGGCAAGCAUUACUUUGAGGAGACGGAGAGCAGCGAAGAGGAGGACGAGGAGGCUUACAUGCGGGAGAUGACUCGUAGGUCGCCCUCGGGGGGCCUGGCUAGCCUCUCCUUUUCUGACAAACCCGUCCCUCAAGCUGCCUGUGAAAAGACAGCUGGCGCUCUCCCCGAUGUUUUCAGCUCCUACGUGCCCUUGCCUUUCCAGUCCAACAAGCCGGACACGGUCAACGGCCCCAAGGAGGUGGCCUCGGCGGUAGCCGGGGCAGCAGACGGCGGUGCAGCAGCCGGCAGGGCUUCCUCGGGCACGGCUAAGGUGGAGCCCAGAGAGGGAGCAGUGGCCUACAGGAGCUCUUUCGAGUGGGAGAUGUCAAAGUCUCAGAUGGGGAUGGUGCCCGGAGACUCCCCUCCCCAUUACCGCCACGACGAUGAGUUCGAAGAAGAGUGCGAGACGGAGCCAGAACACCCGGCCCGCCCGCUGUCUCUCUCUUCGGCGGAUCAGCCCUUCCGCUCUCCGUUCUACAGCGAGGAGCACAGCCGAGGAGGACGGGACGACGACGACGACGAUGAUGACGAAGAAGACAGCGAUCAGGAUCUCGCCAGCGAUGUGCCCUUGGGAGCCACCUCCUCUUAUGCCAGUCGCAGCUCCCCUGGGUAUUCCUCCUCCGAGUAUAGGCAGCCCAAGCAGGACCUCUCGCCAUCGUUCAUCAACCCGUGCAUGCGGCAUUUAUCCAGCGAAGAGGACGAGCGUGAGCGCCGCAGCGAUCAGUCGCAAGAAGCCGAAGGGCACGAUCUGUCGGUGAAGAGGAGGGACCACAAGCAGCCCCAUCAGCACGGCGGCUCUCUGCAGCAGGCGGGUGGUGCGCCGGCGGGGCUGGGCCUGGCAACCGAGGACACACCGCCCACCUCCGUCAGCGAGUCUUUAGCCUCUCAGUCAGACUCCGAUGUCCCACAGGUCGCUGGCGAGGGCAUCUUGGACUCAGAUGAAGAUGCCGACUACAUGCCCAUUGAUAAAAUAUCCACCGCGGGUGGAGGCAGCCAUCAUUCCUCGAGCAGGAGCAACGACCCUCCUCCUGCUCCCUUCAUGGACCCCUACCCUAAUCCCCCCCGCCCAGACGUUUGCAUGGUGGACCCCGACUCUCUGGGCAACGGCCUAGUGAAGAAAGAGCCGAAAGCCAAGGGCUUAAAGAAGACUUCUGGGAAAACGAAAUCUGCGUCCCCGGCCAGGCGCAAGAGGUCUCCCAUGCCCGUGAAACAGAUGCCGUCUCCUCGCAGCGCCUCCCUGAAGAAGAAGGAGGCCGACAAGAGCUCUCGGAUGUCUCGUCUGUCGGACGGUCAGGGCUCCAAAGACGACGACCUCUCCAGGUCGAGCUACAACCCCGGCAAGACGCUGCUAAAUGGGGUGAAGAGCAGUUCAGGUUCUCAGAAGUCCGGUUCGGCGGGGGCUCCCGGGCUUCCUAUUUACGUGGAUCUCGCCUACGUCCCCAACCACUGCAGCGCCAAGAACGUAGACCAAGAGUUUUUCAAGCGCGUCCGCUCUGCUUACUACGUGGUCAGUGGUAACGACGCGGCGAGCGGCGAGCCCGGCCGAGGGGUCCUUGAUGCGCUGCUGGAUGGCAAAGCUCAGUGGGGGUCCAACCUACAGGUGACGCUGAUCCCGACCCACGACACGGAGGUGACCCGCGACUGGUACCAGCAGACCCACGAGAGGCAGCAGGAGCUGAACAUCAUGGUGCUGGCCUCCAGCAGCACCGUUGUCAUGCAGGACGAGUCUUUCCCCGCCUGCAAGAUCGAGUUUUAAAGACCCCCCCCAACCCCCCCACCACCACUAACCCCCUUCCCCGGGCCCCCUCCUCUCUGUAGCCCGAUAUGCUAACCUGCCUCUGCUCAGCGCAGAAACAGACCUGGAUACCUGUCUAUUCUUUUCUAGAUUUGUAUUCCUUUUUAAGCUCAUCUUAUAUUACAACGGUAGUUUUUUGACAACUAUGUCCUCCGCUGCAUUGUUAUUUCUCAGUUUUUAUUUUUUGGUGUUGUGGUUGUUGUUUGCUAUCUCGAGACAACGGAGUUUAUUGGUACGAGACAAAAUGCCUGUUAGUAACAAGAAAAAUAAGGACAUGACAAAAUAAUUCAAAUUGGCCGAAUUAAGAGCACAAGCUUGAGCACUUUAAAGCCGACGACAGAGUUGUUUUUCUUCCACUGAUUCCCAAACAAAUGGAAGUUUUCUGAUAAAUCCUCACUGCAGGCGUGACCCGCUCUACUCCACUCUCUAUUUCCUGUCUUUCUUCCAGAACUUUGACCCAGUGUUGAACUUUGUGCCUCCUGCUGAAUUAGUCAAAUAGAACCCACGUGCUUUACAGUAUUUGCCGUAGAAUAGGGAAGAUCAUAUUCUGAAAGCUGUUGUGUAGUGAGUUUCUACGGUUACUUAUCGAAAAUCUGUAUUUGCAGUAAGAACAUCUCUGUGGCUGUUAUUCCGAGUUUCUCUCCGUAGUUGUUCUAGUAGUUCUUCACACAUGGGGGAGAUCAGAAAGCCUCAAGUAAGGAAAAAAGAAAAUGAAUCAUUCCCAAUCUUCCCAAUCCUGGGUUUAUACGGCUUUACACACCAAGCGGCGCUCAGAGGUCUGUACAAAAAGCUGCGGAGAUGUAGUCCAGUGCAACAGCUGGGUGAGAGGAUGUAGUCCAGUGCAACAGCUGGGUGAGAGGAUGUAGUCCAGUGCAACAGCUGGAGGAGAGGAUGUAGUCCAGUAAAACAGCUGGAGGAGAGGAUGUAGUCCAGUACAACAGCUGGAUGAGAGGAUGUAGUCCAGUACAACAGCUGGAUGAGAGGAUGUAGUCCAGUACAACAGCUGUAGGAAGGGAUGUAGUCCAGUGCAACAGCUGGAUGAGAGGAUGUAGUCCAGUGCAACAGCUGGAGGAGAGGAUGUAGUCCAGUACAACAGCUGGACGAGAGGAUGUAGUCCAGUACAACAGCUGUAGGAGAGGAUGUAGUCCAGUGCAACAGCUGGAGGAGAGGAUGUAGUCCAGUGCAACAGCUGGAGGAGAGGAUGUAGUCCAGUGCAACAGCUGGAGGAGAGGAUGUAGUCCAGUGCAACAGCUGGAGGAGAGGAUGUAGUCCAGUACAACAGCUGUAGGAGAGGAUGUAGUCCAGUGCAACAGCUGGAGGAGAGGAUGUAGUCCAGUGCAACAGCUGGAGGAGAGGAUGUAGUCCAGUGCAACAGCUGGAGGAGAGGAUGUAGUCCAGUGCAACAGCUGGAGGCGUGAGGCCCCGCCCUGCUGGGAGGGAAGUGCUUCUUAUUCUUGGUGGUUCUGGAAGGUUCUCGGCAUGCCGGUUUCCUCGUUAGUGCACAAAAACUAUAGAAAUAGUUGUUUAUAUUCACUGUAAGAACGUUUCACGUAUUUCAGCGCUGAGGGCUUUAGGUUUUUGGAGAAGCAUAAACAGCGACUGGUGUGU
Messenger RNA from Pungitius pungitius (ninespine stickleback), 9401 nucleotides. It is a transcript of the gene map1aa, whose product is annotated as microtubule-associated protein 1Aa. Gene Ontology annotation, cellular component: microtubule; neuronal cell body; microtubule associated complex. NCBI's taxonomy places the organism in Eukaryota, Metazoa, Chordata, Actinopteri, Perciformes, Gasterosteidae. Gene Ontology annotation, molecular function: actin binding; microtubule binding. The record is from RefSeq and is a predicted model, not a curated record. The coding region runs from base 27 to 7754 and encodes 2575 amino acids. The transcript has 7 exons. Gene Ontology annotation, biological process: microtubule cytoskeleton organization; axonogenesis; regulation of microtubule depolymerization.